Messenger RNA from Habropoda laboriosa, 702 nucleotides. RefSeq lists its product as uncharacterized. Bases 1 to 702 code for a protein of 233 amino acids. The transcript has a single exon. The record is from RefSeq and is a predicted model, not a curated record. Lineage: Eukaryota; Metazoa; Arthropoda; Insecta; Hymenoptera; Apidae.
AUGAAUCCUCAAAUCGUGAUAAUGACCGUGGUGGCAGCAGCCUCGUUCGCUUUCAUAGGAUUCCUUGCCUAUCGGAUCAGAGUUCGAUCGAACGAGGUCGAUCUGUCGAGCAUAUCGACGUUGCAAGAUGACAGCUCGCUCGACGAAGAUUUCAAGGACAUCCUGGCGUUCGUCCCGACGACGGAGGUGCGACAGAUCAUCGAGAGAUACGUGAAAUACGACGCUCAGAUCGGCGACACUGUCUGCUUCGUGAACGAUCAGAAGAGGUUCAUAAUUCGCGAGUUGCAGAGAAUACCUCAGUUGAUCAAGAUGGUCCGAUUUCUCCAAUUAAACGACUUGAACGUGGACUCGUGGCAAGAGAAGAUCCGCAAAUACUGGAGGAGCCUGCCGAGAUUCGUCAGAUACGAUCCAGAAAACGCGGACGGCGGUUUGACCGUGAUGAUCGACACGAUCCUGCGGACGAUACCGUUGGACGAGUUGCACGAACUGUUGCGACAGAAGGUGAAAUAUUCGUCGAGCUUCCGUAUGUUUCUGCACGCUUUGAGGUCCAAGGAUUAUCGAGAGAUGUGCAACGCGUUGGAGGAGAGCAAGGUUCUGCAUCAUCAUUGCUUCUGGGCGAAAGAGAGCGGUUUGGAGAUCACGUUCGCGAUCGAGCUUUACAACGAAAUAUACGUCUAUCUCACGCAAACUUUGGUCUCGUGA